GGUGGAGCCGAGCCUGGAGCGCGGAGAAGGAGCGUCUGGGCCGCCCCGCUCGGGUCCCGCGGCGCUCGGGGGCCGGUCCGGGGCGGCAGGGGCGGGGCGGGGAAGCCGGAAGCCCGUCCGGAGGAGGGAGCCGCCGCGGCCUGGGUGCUGCGCGUUCCCGCCCAGGCUCCGCGCCGUCCCAGCUGCGGCCCGGGGUCGCCGACCCCCCAGGGACCCCCUCAGGGUGGUGGGACCAUGGGGACCGCGCUCGUGUACCAUGAGGACAUGACAGCCGCGCGGCUGCUCUGGGAAGACCCCGAGUGUGAGAUCGAGCGACCCGAGCGCCUGACCGCAGCCCUGCGGCGCCUGCAGCAGGGGGGCCUGGAGCAGAGGUGCCUCCAGCUGGCCCCCCGAGAGGCCUCCGAGGCGGAGCUGGGCCUGGUCCACAGCCCAGAGUACGUGUCCCUGUUGCGAGGAACCCAGGCCUUGGACACCCAGGAGCUGCAGGCGCUGUCGGGACAGUACGAUGCAGUCUACUUCCACCCGAGCACCUUCCACUGCGCCCGGCUGGCCGUGGGGGCCGCACUGCAGCUGGUGGAUGCAGUGCUGAUGGGAGCCGUGCACAACGGGCUUGCCCUGGUCAGACCUCCUGGGCACCACAGCCAGAGGGCCGCUGCCAACGGAUUCUGUGUGUUCAACAACGUGGCCAUCGCAGCCAGGCACGCGCAGCAGAAACACGGCUUGCAGAGGUGUGUGCUGGGCUGGCCGGGGGCCAGGGGCCGGGGGAAAGUUGUGGUGGGGGUCGCUGAGACACCCCCUUCAGCCCUUUCCCACCCUGGGCUGGGCUCCCGGCCCCAAGGCUGGAGGCCCUGCCCCUCGGUGAGCUCGGCACUGCCUGUCCCCAGGAUUCUCAUUGUUGACUGGGAUGUCCACCACGGUCAGGGCAUCCAGUAUAUCUUUGAGGACGACCCCAGCGUUCUUUACUUCUCCUGGCACCGCUAUGAGCAUGGCCGGUUCUGGCCCUACCUCCGGGAGUCAGAUGCGGACGCCGUCGGGCAGGGGAAGGGCCGUGGCUUCACCGUCAACCUGCCCUGGAACCAGGUCGGGAUGGGAAAUGCUGACUACCUGGCCGCCUUCCUGCACGUGCUGCUCCCCGUGGCCUUUGAGUUUGAUCCUGAGCUGGUCCUUGUCUCUGCGGGAUUUGACUCCGCGAUUGGCGACCCUGAGGGGCAGAUGCAGGCCACGCCAGAGUGCUUUGGCCACCUCACGCAGCUGCUGCAGGUGCUGGCUGGAGGCCGGGUCUGUGCCGUGCUGGAGGGUGGCUACCACCUGGAGUCCCUGUCCCAGUCCGUGUGCAUGGUGGUGAGGGCGCUGCUGGGUGACCCUGUCCCGCCCCUGUCGGGGCCCAUGGAGCCUCAUCGCAGUGCCCUGGAGUCCAUCCAGAGCGUCCGGGCAGCCCAGGCCCCUCACUGGACCAGCCUCCGGCAGCAAGGGUCAGCCCCCACACCGAGGCCCGGCACCUGCUCCACAGACGGGAGGACCUCACCUCUGUCGCCUGGGGGACCCACAUUCAAGGCAGCGGAGGCCCAGGCCUCGGCUGUGCUGAGUUCCCUCCUGGGCCAGCUGCACCUCCACCCCACACCGCCUGUCCGCACGGCUGUUACCCUGACCGCGCCAGAUGCUGCCCUGGGCCUGCCCCCUGCUGUCCUCCAUCAGGAGGGGUCAGCCCCCCAGGAGGAGACACGGGCCUGGGCCAGGCUCCAUGAGGCCCUGAUCCAGGACACAGCUUUCACUGCCCUUGGAAAGGUCCUGCACCUGUUGAAGGGGAUCCUGGAUGGGCAGGUGAGCAGUGGCGUUGCAACGACCCCUGCUGCAGCCGCCACGCUGGAUGUGGCCCUUCGGUGUAGCUUGUCGCACAGAGCCCAGAGGGUGCUGUGUGUGGCUGUGGGACAGCUGGACCGACCCCCAGACCUUGCCAAUGACGGGAGGACUCUGUGGCUGGAUAUCAGAGGCAAAGAAGCCGCUGCCCUGUCCCUGUUCCAUGUCUCCAUGCCGCUGCCAGGGACAACGGGAGCAUUCCUGAGCUGCGUCCUGGCCCUCGUGCUGCCCCUGGCUUAUGGCUUCCGGCCUGACCUCGUGCUGAUGGCACUGGGACCAGCCCAGGGCCUGCAGGAACCCCACGCUGCGCUCCUGGCUGCACUCCUGCGGGGUCCAGCGGGGGGCCGAGUCCUGGUCCUGGUGGAGCAGGAACCCACAUCCCAGCUUGCAGGCAUCCUGGCCCGGGUGUUGCAUGGAGACGCACCCCCCAGCCUGGGUCCCUUCUCCACCGCCCCCCCAGAAGACAUGCAAGCCCUGCUGUACUUGAGAGGGCAGCUGGAAGCACAGUGGAAGAUGCUGCAGGUGGCCGCUCCUUCUUGAGUGCUGUGACCCAGUACCUUGAAAUCGGCCACAGUGCAAGUAUUCGCACCCCAGGGAUGCCAAUACAAGGUCGUCCCCCAAGAGCCGGUUAUUCGACAUUCGCCAGCACACCACUGCCUGAGACCCCUGUCCAGAGGGGCCAGACUGCGGAGCCGUCAGGCCGUGACCUGGAGCCCACCUCCAGUGGCCACCUCUGCCCGGAUGGCCCAUCCUCACUUGCUACACUGUUAACCUUGAAAAUAAAAGUUAUUUUACCUGCAAAAA
Molecule: messenger RNA, 2661 nt
Organism: Nyctereutes procyonoides (raccoon dog)
Lineage: Eukaryota; Metazoa; Chordata; Mammalia; Carnivora; Canidae
Gene: HDAC10
Product: histone deacetylase 10
Exons: 19
Coding region: 235-2397 (720 amino acids)
Biological process (GO): chromatin organization
Cellular component (GO): histone deacetylase complex
Molecular function (GO): histone deacetylase activity
Source: RefSeq, a predicted model, not a curated record